This is a messenger RNA of Labeo rohita (rohu), 2550 nucleotides long. RefSeq names its product ras-related protein Rab-9A. The transcript has 2 exons. NCBI's taxonomy places the organism in Eukaryota, Metazoa, Chordata, Actinopteri, Cypriniformes, Cyprinidae. Gene Ontology annotation, cellular component: phagocytic vesicle; lysosome; late endosome. Bases 317 to 922 code for a protein of 201 amino acids. Gene Ontology annotation, molecular function: GTPase activity; GTP binding. Gene Ontology annotation, biological process: Rab protein signal transduction; retrograde transport, endosome to Golgi. The record is from RefSeq and is a predicted model, not a curated record.
CAUAUAUUUAAUUUACAAUGAACCUUUCAAACAUAGUUAUCCGUAUCAGGUUGACCUCAGUUAUGAAACUAACUUCAUUCAUUUCAGUGUUGUUUUAUUAACUGGUUUCACCUUACAUGUCUUAUAAAUGAGUACUAUGUCAUAUGAGCUUCAGUAGCUUGUUUGGCCAGCCCAGGGCGCCAUGUCUUGGAGACGCUCCAUACAGUGGAGAUGCUGGUUGUACUUUACGGAAUGGCGCUGCUAGCACAGCACUUCGAUACUCAUUGCUGAACUCUUAACGGUCUCUGGGUGAGGUAACCUACGAAAGUUAUUGAUCAUGACCACCAAAUCGUCUUUGUUAAAAGUGAUUCUGUUGGGGGAUGGUGGUGUGGGAAAGUCCUCCCUCAUGAACCGGUAUGUCUCCAACAAAUUUGAUUCACAUCUGUUCCACACGAUCGGUGUAGAGUUUCUAAACAAAGAGCUGGAGGUGGAUGGUCACACGGUCACUCUACAGAUCUGGGACACAGCAGGCCAGGAGAGGUUCAGAAGUCUCCGAACGCCCUUUUACCGUGGCUCUGACUGCUGUCUGCUUACGUUUAGUGUGGAUGAUAAUCAAAGUUUCUUGAACCUCAACAAUUGGAAGAAAGAGUUUGCAUACUACGCAGAUGUCAGGGACCCAGAGAAAUUUCCGUUUGUUGUUCUAGGAAACAAAGUAGAUGUGACGGAUCGUCAGGUGUCAAUGGAAGAAGCUCAAAGGUGGUGUCAAGAGAAUGGUGGAUAUCCAUAUUUUGAAACAAGCGCAAAGGAUGCCACUAAUGUCUCAGCUGCAUUCGAGGAAGCAGUUAGACGUGUGCUGUCAUCUGAAGAUCGUGCAGAACACCUGCUGCCCACAGACACUGUUGACCUGUGCAGGAAGCCACGAGCGAGUGGUUCAUGCUGUUGAUGCUAUGUAAUAAUAAUGAACACAAGUGAAACACUCCUUAUGUGUUAGCGAAAAAAUGCGUACUCAUCAGUUCUCAACAGCUGAUGCCAGAAAAACUUCAAAUUUCAUAAUGUCUGUCAUUGCAGAGUUACAACGUCUUGAACACUUGUCUUGCUUUUAACAAUGAACAUACUUAUGCAUUCCUAUGCUAUUGUUUCAAAGCACUGGAUCAGAUUCUUAUGUGCUUUAGGUUGCCUAUAUUAUGAAUGUUGGUAAACCAAACAGGGAUCACUGAGAUCCUUUAGCACUCACACUAGUUCUAACGCUGUUUACAGUUGAGAAAUAAACAUCAGCUGUUACAUUCAUGAACACUAGAACAUAUUCAAAAGUGUUUUGUCUCAUUUUCUGAGUGUACAUGUGUUACUUUAAGUGCCUUUAGCACAGGUUUGUUUGUGUGUCUUAUUUAACAGUGUUGCGUGACAAGACAUUUUGGAAUGUCUUUCAGUCAUGAAGUGUGAUUUUGUAGCAUAUUUGUAAAUAUAUUUUGUAUUAAUUACCACUUUAAUUUCAACGGGGUUUGGGUCUCUCACUGAUACUCUUAAUUUAUCAGAGCUAACAAUUUAUUUUUUGAGUAUGCAAGAAUAUAAAUGCUGAGUACUGAAAUGAUACCAUUUUAAGACAUUUAAGGGUAAAUUUUAUUUGUCAUGGACAUAAUUUCUGUCACAAAAUGAUUCUUACAAUAAUUCUGCAUGCUAAUCCAAGUUUGCUACAUUUGUGUGUAUUGAUAAAUACAUCAUUGAAAUUAAAAGUAUUUGAUUAUUGAUUAUCCUCUUUAUUAUUUUUAUUUAUUUAUUGUUAUACUAUCCACAGUUUUAUUUUGGUGCAAUAAAAAGAUGAACAGAAAGAAAUUUUCCACCCCAAAAUUAAAGUUUACUGAAAAGAUGUAGACAAGUUUGUUGGUUCAUGGGAAAAGAUUUAGAAAAAUUCAGUAGUACAUCACUUGCAAACCUAAUUAAGCUCAUCAGCUCGACCUGAAAUGUGUGUCAGACAAAGGAGACAUAAAAUGUGCAGUAUUGGGGGGCUUCAUGAAUGUGACUGAGAAUCAAUGCCAUCUAUUCCAGGGGUGCUCAAUCAUGUUCCUGGAGAUCUACCUUCCUGCAAGGUUCAGCUCCACCCCUGAUCAAUUACAGCUCGUUUGAAUUUAACUUACAGUUAAGCAUUUCUUAAUGAUGGAUUACUUUUGGAGUACUGUGUGUUUCUGUCAGCUAUUUGGACUCUCAUUCUGAUGGCACCCAUUCACUGGAGAGCAUUAGUAAGCAAGUGAUGCUAAUUCUUAAAAUAUGUUCCUAUGAAGAAACAAGCUCAUCUACAUCUUGUAUGUUUUCAGCAAAUGUUCAUUUUUGGGUGAACUAUCUGUUUAAAGGGAUAGUUAACCCAAAAUUGAAAAUUCUGUCAUUAAUUACUCACCCUCAUGUCGUCCCAAACCUGUAAGACCUUCGUUCCUUUUCAGAAACACAAAUAGAGAUAUUUUUGAUGAAAUCUGAGAGCCUUUUGACCCUACAUCAGCAGCUCCACACCCAUGGAAUAGAAGAAAUUGUUCAAUAAAGUCAUUUAUUUUUUGUUGUUGUUGUUUUCUUUGUGCACAAAAA